AUGGCAGGCCAUCGGUGGGCCGUGACAUCAGCACUGUGCGCUUGGAUGGCGGCCGCGUCUCUCCUGUACGUGGGCGAGGUGCGGGCCGACUGCUGGCUGAUUGAGGGAGAGAAGGGCUUUGUGUGGCUGGCCAUCUGCAGCCAGAACCAGCCCCCGUACGAGUCCAUCCCUCAGCAGAUCAACAGCACCAUUUUGGACUUGAGACUGAACGACAACAAGAUCAAGAGCGUCCAGUUCUCUUCCCUCAGCCGCUUCAGCAACCUCACAUACCUCAACCUGACCAAGAAUGAGAUCUCCUACAUCGAAGACGGUGCCUUUUCGGGACAGUACAACCUGCAGGUGCUGCAGCUGGGCUACAACCGCCUGAGGAACCUGACGGAGGGAAUCCUUCGGGGACUGGGGAAGCUGGAGUACCUCUACCUCCAGGCGAACCUCAUUGAGACUGUCACCCCCAAUGCCUUCGGGGAGUGCCCCAAUAUUGUGAACAUUGACUUGUCCAUGAACAGGAUCCAACGGCUGGACAGCAACACCUUCCGGGGCCUGAGCAAACUCUCGGUCUGUGAACUGUACAGCAACCCGUUCUAUUGCUCCUGUGAGCUCCUGGGCUUCCUACAGUGGCUCGAGGGCUUCACCAACAUGACGCGCACCUACGACCGCAUGCAGUGUGACUCCCCGCCGGACUAUUCCGGCUACUACCUUCUGGGCCAAGGACGGAGCGGGUACCGCAACGCCCUGGGCAUGCUCUCCUCUCUCUGCACCGGCGGCCCCUAUACCAUGCCGCCUUAUUUUAUCCCCCCCAAGAACCCGGUGACCACAGCUCCUCCCGAGAGCCCGUGCCCCGAAGAAGAGUGCUUCUCCGGUGACGGCACCACGCCGCAGGUCUCCUUGCACACCCCCGUGAUCGAUCCGGGCCUGUACCCUACCAUGAAAGUGAAGCACGUGACGCACAACUCGGCCGUGCUGAGCGUGCAAAUCCCGGUGCCCUACAGCAAGUUGUACGCGCUGGCCCAGUUUGAGAACGGCCGGUACAGCAUCCUCACCAAGCUCUUGAAGAAGAAAGAAGACAUUGAGCUGACCAACCUGGGCCCGAACGAAGACUACACCUAUUGCGUGACGUCUUCCAACCGGGUCUCACGGUACAACUACACUUGCCUCACCAUCAACCUCAACAAGCAGAACAAGGACGAACCCCUACCCAGCCCUUCGACUGCCACUCAUUACAUCAUGACCAUCUUGGGCUGCCUGUUUGGCAUGGUGAUCGUCCUAGGGGUGGUGUACUACUGCCUCCGGAAGAGACGCCAUCAGGAGGAGAAGCACAAGAAAGCUGCCGUCAACAUGAAGAAGACCAUCAUCGAACUCAAGUAUGGGCCGGAGAUGGAGGCGACCAGCAUCUCCCAGCUGUCCCAAGGUCAGAUGCUGGGCGGCGAGACCAUGACCCGCAUCCCUUACCUCCCCUCUGUCGGAGAGGUGGAGCAGUACAAGCUGAUCGACAGCAGCGAGACCCCGAAGGCGACGAAGGGUAACUACAUGGAAGUGCGGACAGGGGAGCAGCCCGAACGGAGGGACUGCGAGCUGCCCAUGCCGCCGGACAGCCAGAGCUCAGUGGCGGAGAUCUCCACCAUCACCAAAGAGGUGGACAAGGUGAACCAGAUCAUCAACAACUGCAUCGAUGCCUUGAAAUCAGAAUCCACCUCCUUCCAGGGAGUGAAGUCGGGGGCGGUGUCCACCGCCGAGCCCCAGCUAAUGCUGUUGUCCGAACAGAUCCCCAGCAAACACAGCUUCCUCGCCCCGGUCUACAAGGAGAGCUACAACCACCCGCUGCAGAGGCACCACAGCAUGGAGGCCCCGCCAAAGCGUUCCAGCACCUCUUCCAGCGGCUCCAUACGGAGCCCCAGAUCCUUCCGCUCUGAGGGCUCUGGCCACAAAUCAGAAGCCAAAUAUAUCGAGAAGACGUCUCCGACCACAGACACCAUCCUCACUGUGACGCCGGCGGCCGCUAUCCUGCGAGCCGAGGCGGAGAAGAUCCGUCAGUACAGCGAGCACCGGCACUCGUACCCAGGGUCCCACCAGGGGGAGCAGCACGACAGCAUGGGCGGGCGCAAGCCCUCCAUCUUGGAACCUUUGACCCGGCCUCGCCCCCGGGACUUGGCCUACUCUCAGCUCUCCCCUCAGUACCACAACCUGAGCUACUCCUCCAGCCCAGAGUACACCUGCAAACCGUCCCACAGCAUCUGGGAGCGGUUCAAACUGAACCGCAAGCGGCACAAAGACGAGGAGGAGUACAUGGCCGCCGGCCACGCCCUGCGCAAAAAGGUCCAGUUUGCCAAGGACGAGGAUCUUCACGACAUCUUAGACUACUGGAAAGGGGUUUCUGCCCAGCACAAGUCCUGAGGCUUUGACCCGCUCGUGACUUAACACUGGACCAAAAGGAAGGAAGGAAGGAAGGAAGGAAGGAAAAACAGACCUAAAAAUCAGCAGCAGCUAUUAUUUUUAAUCCAGACUUGUUCUUUGGAAACACACACACACACACACAC
Molecule: messenger RNA, 2534 nt
Organism: Elgaria multicarinata webbii
Lineage: Eukaryota; Metazoa; Chordata; Lepidosauria; Squamata; Anguidae
Gene: ELFN1
Product: extracellular leucine rich repeat and fibronectin type III domain containing 1
Exons: 1
Coding region: 1-2391 (796 amino acids)
Cellular component (GO): plasma membrane
Molecular function (GO): protein binding
Source: RefSeq, a predicted model, not a curated record